CUCUACGCCUUAUUCAAUUUUUUCCCUCCGUUCUUCGCAUCUCCGUCCCUCCAGCGAUGUCCGGCGGGACCCAAUUGAAGCGCAAGCGCGGCCGCCGGCCAAAGAACUCGUCGCCGGAGCCUGCCGUGAUCGAGAACAACAAAAAUCCAGCGACGAACGCCGCCGCUUCUGCGGCGGAAACCGACGUUGGCGGCAGCGCGGAGCACGCCAGCCCCGCCGUGCAGCCGUCGUCUUCCGGCCAAGACGGGCGGCGCCGCGGCCGGCCGCGUAAGAACCCCAAGGUUGAGCCGUCCGUCAGCACCACAAAUGCCAAAACCCUAGCCUUGGCGGUGCCGCCUAUGGCGAACGGCGCUCUUCCUAACUCGAUCGCUAGCGUCGAUAAUGCGGUGGCUAGGGUUGUCCCCGCCAUGGACGCCGUCGUGAAGGUUUUUUGUGUUCAUACCGAGCCGAAUUUCUCGCUGCCGUGGCAGAGAAAACGGCAAUACAGCUCGAGCAGCAGUGGCUUUGUUAUUAAAGGAAGGAGGGUUUUGACAAAUGCACAUUCUGUGGAACAUUAUACGCAGGUUAAAUUAAAGAAGAGGGGUUCGGAUACUAAAUAUUUAGCCACUGUGCUGGCAAUUGGGACAGAAUGUGAUAUUGCUUUGCUUACAGUGGAUGAUGAUGAAUUCUGGAAAGGAGUGUCACCUGUAGAAUUUGGGGAUCUGCCUGCACUUCAAGAUGCUGUUACUGUUGUGGGUUAUCCCAUUGGGGGUGAUACAAUCUCUGUAACAAGCGGGGUUGUGUCACGCAUAGAAAUUCUAUCAUAUGUUCAUGGAUCGACUGAACUUCUCGGUCUACAGAUUGAUGCUGCUAUAAACUCUGGAAAUUCUGGAGGUCCAGCUUUCAAUGACAAGGGAAAUUGUGUAGGUAUUGCUUUCCAAUCACUCAAGCAUGAGGAUGUCGAGAAUAUUGGUUAUGUCAUACCAACACCAGUGAUCAUGCACUUUAUCCAAGACUAUGAGAAGAAUGAAACAUAUACUGGUUUUCCUAUUCUUGGGGUUGAGUGGCAGAAGAUGGAGAAUCCAGACUUGCGUUUGUCCAUGGGGAUGAAACCUGAUCAGAAGGGUGUGCGUAUAAGAAGGGUUGAUCCGACAGCUCCAGAAUUUAGUGUUUUGAAACCAUCAGACAUCAUUCUUAGCUUUGAUGGGGUUAAUAUUGCUAAUGAUGGAACAGUUCCAUUCAGGCACGGAGAGCGCAUAGGUUUCAGCUAUCUUGUCUCCCAAAAGUAUACUGGAGAUAAAGCUGGUAUUGAAGUUCUUCGUAAUUCUUCAAUACUUAAGUUCAAUGUUAGACUUGGCACACACAGAAGACUCAUUCCAGCUCACAACAAGGGAAGACCUCCCUCAUAUUAUAUUGUUGCGGGAUUUGUUUUUACUACUGUUUCUGUCCCAUAUCUCCGGUCUGAGUAUGGAAAAGAUUACGAGUAUGAAGCUCCAGUCAAGCUGUUGGACAAACUCCUGCAUGAAAUGCCUCAAUCACCCGACGAGCAAAUUGUUGUCGUUUCCCAGGUUCUUGUGGCAGACAUUAACAUUGGUUAUGAGGAAAUUGUGAACACUCAGGUCCACGCCUUCAAUGGUCAGCCCGUGAAGAAUCUGAAGAACCUGGCUAACUUGGUGGAGAAAUGCAAAGACGAAUAUUUGAAAUUUGAUCUGGAAUACCAGCAAAUUGUAGUCCUUCAGACAAAGACAGCAAAAGCAGCGACCUUGGACAUCCUUGCUACCCAUUGUAUUCCCUCAGCCAUGUCCGAUGAUCUCAAGGCAUAAGACGUAGCAUCACUUGGGGUACGUCAUUUAUCUUUUUGCUAUCGAUUGGAGAUCUUUCUACCUGCUUACUAGCUUAUAGCAAUACUUAAUAGAAAAAAAAUUCAAUUUCCAGCAAAUUCAGUUAGUUGCCUGGAAAAUUGGCCCUAAAUUACACCUAUUGGAGCUGUUCUUGACUGGUAUUAUCCUUCGGCUUCUAUCUCGGAUCAUUUGGAGUAUUUUGAAUAAUCAUGUUUUUAUACUGAAAUUUUGAUGUGAGAAUUGAUUAUUACUUGGUUUGGGAA
Messenger RNA from Andrographis paniculata, 2083 nucleotides. RefSeq names its product protease Do-like 9. The transcript has 9 exons. Gene Ontology annotation, molecular function: protein binding; serine-type endopeptidase activity. The coding region runs from base 57 to 1802 and encodes 581 amino acids. Gene Ontology annotation, biological process: proteolysis. The record is from RefSeq and is a predicted model, not a curated record. Lineage: Eukaryota; Viridiplantae; Streptophyta; Magnoliopsida; Lamiales; Acanthaceae.